Molecule: messenger RNA, 600 nt
Organism: Lingula anatina
Lineage: Eukaryota; Metazoa; Brachiopoda; Lingulata; Lingulida; Lingulidae
Source: RefSeq, a predicted model, not a curated record
AUGGCGGUACGGUUCAUCCUUGUCACCAUGAAGCUGUUGGCGUUGUGUGUAGUGCUGGCCAUGGCCCAGGCGGCCAGGAAACCAGUGACCACCAAGGCCCCGCCAACACUGGAGAGUGUCGUGGACCAAAUGAAUGAAUUAAAGAAAACUGUGGAGCAAAUGACUGGGACCAUUGGUACCCUCUCCAGACAGCUGAUGUUACAACAGCUGAACAUGGAGGAGCGCAUUCGAUCCGAGGGAGACUCCGGUAUCAAACAGAUCCGAGUGUCUUCAGGCGGGACAAAGGCUUACCAUGCACCUAGCUAUGUAGGCAGCCGCUUCCUCAGUGUCCACGACCACGCCAACAACUACAGAACUAUCGGUAUGGGAGAAUUCAUUGCCGUACUGAACGGUGUUGAGUUCCGUACCCGCCACAACGAUUACGGCCUAAGGAUGCCCCAUCGUACCAGCACGGCGUACCACGCCGUGGAGGACGUGCCUUUCCCCGAGGUGCCCCCUGCGGUUCUGAAGAAGGCCACCGUUCAGGAGCAGAUCACUGAGAUGAGGGAGUGGUUCAAGGCUUGGGCCAACCAGGAUUACUCAAAGAGAGACUACAGGUAG